AUGGUGCGCAACGGCGACACCGACCUCGAUGAGGAGCGCGUCGUGGAGAAGUUUCUCCGGUGCAUGCCCAAGAGGUACGAGCAGCUUGUCUUCUCAAUUGAGACACUCCUCGACCUCGAGAGCCUCUCCAUCGACGACGUCGCCGGGCGAUUCAAGCUUGACGAGCCGCAGGCCCAGGUCGUCCUCAACACCGCCGUCGACGACGAGGCGAUCGACGGCUGGUACCUCGACAGUGGCGCGACUCACCACAUGACCAGGCGCCGCGAUCUCUCCACUGAUCUCGACAACAACGUGUGCGGGUCGGUGUGGUUCGGCGACGCGUCGAAGGUGGACAAUCAAGGCAUCGGCUCCAUCGUGUUCGAGGGCAAAAACGGCGAGCACUGGGAGCUGCACGGCGUCUUCUAUAUCCCGGCGCUCAGAAACUCCAUCAUGAGCCUGGGAUGGCUGGACGAGGGAGGAUCGGAGGUGAGGAUCAAAGAUGGCAUCUUGAGGAUUUGGGAUCGGCGCAGAUGA
Messenger RNA from Panicum virgatum (switchgrass), 513 nucleotides. RefSeq lists its product as uncharacterized. Bases 1 to 513 code for a protein of 170 amino acids. The transcript has 2 exons. Lineage: Eukaryota; Viridiplantae; Streptophyta; Magnoliopsida; Poales; Poaceae. The record is from RefSeq and is a predicted model, not a curated record.